This is a messenger RNA of Podospora bellae-mahoneyi, 1996 nucleotides long. It is a transcript of the gene NWD2, whose product is annotated as NACHT and WD40-domain containing NOD-like receptor 2. Lineage: Eukaryota; Fungi; Ascomycota; Sordariomycetes; Sordariales; Podosporaceae. Gene Ontology annotation, cellular component: nucleus. The record is from RefSeq and is a predicted model, not a curated record. Gene Ontology annotation, molecular function: protein binding.
AUGGCAAAUCAGGUUCGGUCAAUACAUGCUGAAGGGCAAGCACGCCUGCAUGUCGGCAAUAGUUAUUACGGCUCGAGCGACUUCCUCCCGACCGCAAACGAUGCAGCCUUCGACUCCCACGCGGAAGAGCAUAACGCCCGAUGCCACCGCGACACCCGAACCGAGCUCCUCCGUCAGAUCAGAGAACAAUCCUCACGGCGAGACUAUCUUUUGGCUGAACGGCAUGGCAGGGACAGGUCGUUCGCGGACGACGGCAUCCUCGGCGCGAGUUUCUUCUUCAAAAGAGAGGAAGGCGACCGUGGCAAAGCAACCUUGUUUUUCCCUACAAUUGCCAGCCAGCUUGUGCGCAAAAUCCCUGCCCUGGAGGCUUUUGUCAGAGAGGCUAUCAAUAACAACCCGGAUCCUCUGGAUCGUAUUCACCACGCUAUAGCUGUGAUCGUCGUUGACGCUCUCGAUGAGUGUGACGGUGACAACGACGUGAAGGCCAUCAUCUCCUUACUAUCACAAGCAAGGAAACUCCGCUCCCCAGGUUUGAAAAUCUUCAUUACCAGCCGACCUGAGCUGCCCAUUCGCCUCGGCUUCAAGAACGUUACGGGAGAGUAUCAGGACCUAGCACUGCAUCAAAUCCAGGAACCAAUCGUCGAACACGAUAUAUCUGCAUUCUUGCGACACGAACUCGCGAGAAUCAGGGACGACUACAACCACCAAACUCUCGAAGGCGUAGAGUUGCUGCCAAAUUGGCCCGGUGAACAUGCUAUUCGAACUCUCACUCAGAUGGCCGUCCCAUUGUUUAUUUUCGCUGCAACCCUGGAGAAAGUCUUGCAGUAUCAGAGGAAGGCCUACGGUUCCGAGCUCGGCAAGCUCGACGCGACAUAUCUCCCAGUUCUUAAGCAGAUCAUUACCGGACAUACUAAUCCGCAGAAGCUGUUAACUGCCGUCCAAGAUGUGGUUGGCCCCAUUGUCCUCCUCGCUCAGCCCCUUUCGGUGUUGUCGCUUGUGCAACUUCUCAACUUCUCCACUACAUUCAUAUGUGGCAGGCUCAACUCUCUCCACUCCGUCCUAAGCAUUCCCUCGAGGAUAGAUUCUCCUGUCAGACUCUUUCAUUUGUCCUUCCGUGACUUCCUCGUCGAUCCAACCAAGCGUGCUGCUGAGUUUUGGAUCGACGAGACAAAAUAUCACAAGUCACUUGCGGACAGAUGUAUUCAACUGUUGGAACAACACCUCAAGAGAGAUAUCUGCCGUCUAGAAGUACCGGGAAAGCUGCGGUCAGAGAUCGAUCAGCGAACUAUUGACGCCGCUCUGCCGCCCGAGACCCAGUACGCCUGUCAGUACUGGGUCCACCAUUUGAAGGAGGGUAGAAGCACCGUACAGGAUGGCGGCCCAGUCCACAGCUUCCUGACGAGCCAUCUACUUCAUUGGCUUGAAGCGCUCAGCCUCUUGGGCCGUAUCUCGGAGAGUAUCAGCAUGGUAGACGAUUUAUUAACCUUUCUACAUCCCACAAGUGCUACUGAGAUAUCUGCAUUCCUCUGUGAUCUGAAACGGUUUAUUUUAAACAGUCAAUGGAUUAUCGACAUAGCGCCUCUUCAGAUAUACGCUUCAGUACUUGUGUUCAGCCCGGCCCGCAGUAUAACAAGAGGCAUAUUUAAGCAAGAAGAACGGAAGUGGAUUACUAGCGGGCCAAUUGUACAAGAUAGUUGGAAUGCGUGGCGGCAGACGCUAGAGGGGCAUAGCGAUCCGGUCUCGUCAGUCGCGUUUUCGCCGGAUUCGAAGUGGAUUGCCUCCGGGUCAGGCGAUCGCACCAUUAAGAUCUGGGAUCUCGAAACUGGAUCAUGCCAGCAGACGCUACAGGGGCAUGGCGGUUCGGUCUAUUCGGUUGCAUCUUCGCUUAACUCAACAUUAAUUGCAUUCCGAUCAGAGAAGACGUCAUGGCAUUGGCGAUACAGAUGAUUGAGAUCUGUCAUGAAUUGGCGAUCCAGAUGAUCGAGAUUCUGUCAUG